AUGGCCCACAUUCUCGCAACACCUCGCACUGAUGCAGGCGACGUGACGCGCCUCACAGUGGGCGACCUCUCCUUCAGCCGAGAAGAGUCCUUUCAAGCCCCAGCCGAACGCGACCAGCUAUUUCAGAAAAUGGGUGGCGCACGUACACCACGGAAUAAUCUCGCACGCCGCAACCUCAGCGCGAAGAACGAAUUCACGCCCAUGCUGAAGAGCGCGACUGCAAAUCGGACACGCCAGGUCAAUGGAUUGAUGAACGGCAACCUCACCACGCCCGCUGCGAUGAAGCCUGGAUUUCAGAUUAGCAACACACCACUGCCCGAGGCAAGCACGUUCGACAUCCAAUCAAGCUCUUUUGCCGAUUCAGUGGAUGGCCGCACGCCGGUGCCAGACAAUAGCUCAAGUGACAUGAGCACACCCAUGGCCUUGCCGCGACGGGCAGCAGGUGAACUCGACAAUGGAAACGGCAAUGUGCUUACGUUGCGCGAACAAGAAGCUCGCCUCGAGCAAAUCGACAAAGAGAAUUUUGGCCUCAAGCUGAAGAUCCACUUUCUCGAGGAGAACCUUAAGAAGAUGGGCCCCGAGUUCAACAUCAAGGCGCUGGAAGAGAACAUCAAUCUCAAGUCAGAGAAAGUCACCAUGUCGCGCGAUAUGAAGCAGUAUAUGAAGGACCUCAAGAACGCCGAAAAGGAACUGGAUUCAUACAAGCAGCAACUACGUGAAUAUGCCGAGAAGGUCAAGCGGCGGCACGUAGACGAGGGAUUGCGCGAGGAAAUGGACGAGCUCCGCAAACUAGCAGAUGAACGUGCGGCUGAGAUUGACAAGCUGGAAGAUAAAGUCGAGGAAGCCAGGAAUGCUGAGGCUGAGUUGGAAAAGGUUAGUGCGGAGCUGGAAGAAGCGCAAGCAGAAGUCUCGAAACGCGAUCGGUUGCUGGACGAACAUGACGACCGUAUUGAAGAGCUCGAGAAGGAGUUGGAAGCACAGUCAUCUCGAUCGGCUGGCCUUGAAGAAAAGGAACGUGAGAUAGCUGAUCAGGCUGAGCGCAUCGCUGAACUCGACGCACAAUUGCAAUCACUUCGACAAGCUCAGCGAAAUGACUUGGCAGACAAGGAGCGCUUGCUGGCAGAGCAGAACGAUAAGAUCAAGGACCUGGAAGAUCAGCUACGCUCGCUCCAACGCUCCAAGGAAGCCAAGAUCAAUAAAUUACAAGAUCGAAUCGAGGCAGCCGACAACGAAAAGGACCAAGAGAUCCGAGAGCUGGAGCUGAAGCUUGAAGAGGCAGAGCGGGAGCUCGAUGCUGCCAAUGAUGAGAAGCGACAAGAACUUGGUAGAGUAGAGGAACGCUUGCGCUCCCUGGAGCGUGAGAAGGAUGCCGACAUCAAGGAGCUACAACGACGUCUACAAUCUGUGCAACAUGAAAAGCAGGCCGAAUUGGAAGCGGUACGCGAACGUGUGGAGCUGGCAGAGUCACAGGGCGAUAACCAGGUUCAGCUCGCUCAACAAUCUGCCAAUGAUGCUCGACAAAAAGUACUCGACAUCACCCGUGAGAAAGGCGUAGAGUUGGAAUUACUGCAAGCCAGAGUCGACGCGGCAGAAACCAGGGCGGACGAGCUCGAGGACUACCGCAGACAAUUCCAGGACGCCAUGCAGCAGAUCACACGCCUGCAACGUGACGCGUCCAAUUACGAGCAACAGCUCCAGCAACUUCGGAGAGAUCUCAGCCAGAAAGACCGCGAGCUCGAAGACCUGGACAGGCUGCGGCGAGAGCGUGACGAUGCGACCCAGGAGAUUACCGGUCUACGUUCUACACUCACAAGCAAAGACGCCCAGGUACUCGCGCUGAAUAAAGCUAUGCGCGAACGCGACGCGCUUACCCGCGAGCUUGCCGACCUCCGUCGCGACCGCGAUAAUCUUGUCUCCAAGAUUGCGAACAAAGACGAGCAGGUCGAAGUACUGCGUAGAGGCAACAAUGACCGCGAUACCCUUGUUGCCACCCUACGGCAAGAACGCAACGAGAUCGAAAUUGAGAUGCGCAACUUGCGGUCAGCGGUGUCUGGGAAAGACACGCAGAUUGAGGCUCUACAGAAAGUCACGCGUGAACGAGACGCGCUGUCAAGAGAUCUGUCCAACUUGCAGUCGUCGCUACAAAGCCGCGAGCGCGAUGUACAAAGCCUGCAGAAGAAGAUCGAAAGUCAAGAGGCGACUCUUCAAGAGCUUAAGCAGCUCAAGAAUGACCUUGGUAAUCGGACCCGUGAGCUGGAGACUGCGCGACAAACAAUUUCUGACCGGGAUGCUGAGCUUGAAGCCCUUCGAGAUCACGCCGAUGAACCAGACACACAAAUUGAUGUGAUGCACAGUUUGGUCCGCAAACGUGACGAUGAUUUGGAAAAUCUGCGUGAGGAACUCAAUGCGCAACGAGGCCAAGUCGAAGAACUCCAACGGUUGGCAGAAGAGCGUCUAGAAGCCCUCGAAGAGCUGCGUGACGAAGCCCGCCGCGAAAAAGAAGAUUACGAAGCAGAGAUUGAGGUCCUACAGGAAGACGCAGACGAGGUCGCUGAAGAAAAGGCCUCACUCGAGGAGAAAAUCAUAUUGCUGGAAUCCAUGAUUCGUGAGAAGGAAAACCAGGCCGGCGCGCUUCAGUCCGAGUCUCGCGCGGCCCAACGCGAACAAAAGGCAGCCUUAGAGGAGAAGAUUCGUGGCCUUGAAUCGAAACUCCGCGAGAAAGACUCCCAACAGCGUAAGCUUCUCUCCGAGGCCAAGGCGACAGCCCGCGAGCAGAAGCUCACUUUGGAGAACGAGCUCCGUGAUCUGCAGUCUCGCCUUCGGGAAAAGGAAUCACAACUUCGACUCACGCAGGCCUCCGCGAAGGCUAUUCAGCACAAGGCUGAUCAGGACGCCAUUGACUUGGAUGAGCAAGCUGGUGCAUUGACGAAGCGACACGUCAAGGAGAUAAACGGUCUCGCAAAGCAGAUUCAAUUCCUCCGCGCACGAUGUUCGCGUGCCGAGGCCUUCCGCGAAGCCCUUGGAUACCAGAAGCGGUUCUUCCUGAUGCAGAUCCAAGUUUACAGCGAAUGCAACCAGGAAGAUCUCAACCUCAUCUCGCAAAUGGGUAUCACACCCGACAUUACUGUGCACGAGCGUCGUCCUACACUUAAAUCCGCCGCAUUGGCUGUUGUGGCAGCCAUCAGGAUGCAGAAACUGGCAGAGGGCUGGGCGCAGAAUCGCAAGAUUCAUGAGCAGUUGAAGACGAAGCUUGAGUCUAUGAGACGAGCAGGCAAGGGCAGGGGGGCAUGGGAGAGAUUGCGGAUCGGUACGCUGCCAAAUUGCAAGCGUCUUCAUUAUUCUACCGAAGCCUUGAGCACAGCUGGAAACUAUGCCGUGCUGUUUGGUCACGUCCUGAACAUGGCUUCCGAAGCACACACAUUAUAG
Messenger RNA from Plenodomus lingam JN3, 3426 nucleotides. NCBI's taxonomy places the organism in Eukaryota, Fungi, Ascomycota, Dothideomycetes, Pleosporales, Leptosphaeriaceae. The record is from RefSeq and is a predicted model, not a curated record.